Messenger RNA from Aplosporella prunicola CBS 121167, 1389 nucleotides. RefSeq lists its product as uncharacterized. The coding region runs from base 1 to 1389 and encodes 462 amino acids. Lineage: Eukaryota; Fungi; Ascomycota; Dothideomycetes; Botryosphaeriales; Aplosporellaceae. The record is from RefSeq and is a predicted model, not a curated record. Gene Ontology annotation, molecular function: acyltransferase activity, transferring groups other than amino-acyl groups. The transcript has a single exon.
AUGGGCUCUCGUCCUGGUUCCAUUUCCCAGCCGACCCUGGCCGCGCCGCUCAUUCCCACCGAGCAUAUUGGGCCCAAGGGAUGGAUUCGUUACCUUUACCUCUUCGAGCUCCCUGAGAACUACGACGCGGCACGGGUGGAGCAACUCCUGCGGGAUGCCUUUAUCGCCGCCAAGAAACGCACUCCUUUGCUGGGAUGCGAGGCCGUCCCCGACCUCAAGACGGGCCUGCUCACGCUACGCGAGUACGGCGACGAGAUCAACGACUUCAAGGCCAAGGAUCUGCGCGCUCCGGGUCUGUUCCCCUCGUUCGCCGAGCUGCAGGCCAAGAACUUCCCCGUCUCCGCCCUCGAAGCCGACGAUGUCUGCUACCGUAGCUCCGAGUGGCCCGAGGCCGGCGACCGCCUGCCCGUCACCCUCAUGCAGGCCAACUUCAUCAACGGCGGCCUCAUUCUGAACUGGUGCAUCUUCCACGCCUACUCCGACGGCACCACGGCCUACAAAUUCACCGAGAUCCUCGCCGAGGAUGUUCGCAGGCUGCAGGGAAUCAAAAUUACCAAUCCCUGCGAAAUCCCCUAUGAGGAUCGCGCAAAAAUCAUGCGCAGCUCUGGGCGCAAGCCCGGCAAGCCCGAGGAUCACCCCGAGUACGUGGCUCUGCCCUUCGUCCCGGAGGGUCCUCCCCCUAAGCUCCUCGAGCGCAACACCAUCAAGGGCCAGGUGUUUUAUUUCUCGCCAGAGUCGAUGGCGGCGCUGAAGAAGGACUCGACGGACGAGAAUUCGGGCGAGUGGAUUUCGACCAAUGACGCCGUUGCCGGCCUCGUGUGGCGGACCGUCAUGAACGCGCAGAUGCCCGUCGAGUCGCUGAACGGAGAGGCGCAGCAGGCGCUAUUUACCGUUGCGACUGACACUCGCCGCCGCGCCCAUGCGCCCAUGCACAAGCAAACGAUCGGCAACUUUGUGGGCUUCGCUGACGCGAGGAUGGACCUCAAGAGGCUGCUGACGGAGGCGACGCUGGCCGAGACGGCGCGCGAAGUCCGCCGUUCCAUCACCCGCUCGGACAAGGACUACCUGGACAGUCUGACGGCGCUGAUCGAGAACACCGAGAACAUAUACGGCUUGGCGCCGACGGUUUUCCUGGACAUGCCCGGCCCCAACAUCCUCUACACGACGUGGAGGAACUUCACGCUGUACGACCUGCAGUGGGGUAGCGCGUUGGGCAACCAGAUGCGCUCGAUGAGGUUGCCGCAAGCAGGCAUGUGCAACGGCGCACAGAUUGUAUUCCCCGAGCACAAGGAUGGCGGUCUCGAGAUGUAUGUUGGUGUGGAGAAGCAGAACUUUGAAAGGCUCUGCCAAGACCCGCUGUGGCGGAAGUACGCCGAGAUCAGGGAGUAG